This is a messenger RNA of Eucalyptus grandis, 2944 nucleotides long. Its product is annotated as LEAF RUST 10 DISEASE-RESISTANCE LOCUS RECEPTOR-LIKE PROTEIN KINASE-like 1.3. The coding region runs from base 471 to 1412 and encodes 313 amino acids. The record is from RefSeq and is a predicted model, not a curated record. The transcript has a single exon. NCBI's taxonomy places the organism in Eukaryota, Viridiplantae, Streptophyta, Magnoliopsida, Myrtales, Myrtaceae. Gene Ontology annotation, molecular function: polysaccharide binding.
AACUCGUCCAGAUGAUAAUUUAGUCGUCUUAGUUCUGAGGCUGCAAUCCCUUCUUUUUUGUAGUCUAGGCGAUGGCCCUGCACGCCGCUAACUUUGUUCUCGAGGUCCUUAUUGAAGUGUACUCGAUUGAAUUGUCAAGGAGAUUGGCCAAGCUCGUUCACUAGUUGAGGGCCGCGUGUAAGAAUUGUAAAAUGGGUAAUAACAGUCCAAGCCGUCCUUAAGUCAAGUCCACAACUAGCCAGCAGCUCAAGCUACGGACUUUGUUUCCACGUGCCUUGUUCUUCUUAUUUUCUUCUCAGCUUUUGUCUCAAUGCGCCAAAGUCUCGGUCUUUGGGGAGGCCAAAUCAAGUGGCUCUCAUAGGUGCAUUGGGUUCAAAUAAUUCUCAAAGCAGCAUUGUUCUUAUCCUCUGCAUCCUCUUAAUUUACAUUUACCCUUCUCCUUGUUUUGUUCCAACACCAUCUCCCUUCGAAUGGAUCUUACCAUGUCAUAUACCUCUCUCUCCUUGCUCUUCAUCUUCUCCCUCCAUAUUCACUUCUUGGUGCCAGCUUCCAGCUACUUCAAGCCGUUCCGAGAGUGUGUUCCCUAUCGUUGUGGAGAUCAAGAAAUCAGCUAUCCUUUCAGGCAUAAUGAGCGACCGAGUUAUUGUGGGCAUCCAGGCUACGAGCUUGACUGUGAUGGAGGUAACCUGACCCUUCUGUCCAUGGCGUCCCUGGAGUAUCAGGUGAUCCACGUGGAUAGGAGCGAGCAUAUCCUUAAGGUGGCGAGGACGGAUUUAUUGAAAGAUAUAUGUCUUGCAGCACAUGUCAACACCACUUUAAACUUCAGUCUCUUCAACUACACUUCCGAUUACCUCAAUUCUGUCUUAUUCUACAAUUGCAACUCAUUGUCAACCCAUUUACCCUAUUGGUUCUCUUGUCCCACGUCUGGGGAUGGCUGCUUUGCUUUUGAUGCGGACCGUAAAAUCCACCUAUACGAGGUAUGCAACUUCAGUGUCUUCGUCCCAAUUUUACCAACUGAACGUCUGGGUCUACCAAUAUCGAAGGUCCACAAUAAUGCUACCAUUAAUCGUUCUAUUAUUAGAAAGAUCCUGAAAAAAGGCUUUGAGAUCACUUGGCUUGCCAAUACAUCUCUGUGCGAAAAUUGCACUAAAUCAGAGGGAAGAUGCGGGUAUGACUGGACAAGGCAAGAAUUCAAUUGUUUUUGCCCUGAUGCAGCCUAUCCGGCGACCUGCCACAUAACACCAAUACCGGCUAGUGUCCCUUCAAUACCGCCAGUACCAGCAAUCGUCCCUUCAAGUAUGUAUGCUUACUCUCAUCUAACAUGUGGUUUCCACUUAGCCAUAAGUUGUUCAAAGAGAAGAAUUGCUGGGCAUGUCCUUCCCUCAAACGAAGUGCAGUCAUCCUCAUUGUGACAUGCAUGAUUGUGUUACAAUUUAGACUUUUUAAGUCCUAAAACUUUAUCACUCCAUUCUCAAAAACCUUCCCCACGUUGAAUCAUUAGGUCAGUAUCUACAAACCCACGAGAUCUGACGGUUUAAAUGCGACAAGCAGAUAUGCUUUAAGUUUACUGUAAAAUCUCACAUCAUAGACAAGUAAUUUAAAUCAGAAACGUGUUAGCUGAUAAAUCAAUCAACCUAAAAUUUAGGUUUGACUUGUUCUUUACUUUCCCCAACAUGAACUCUUGACCCCUCAAAUGGGGUAGACUUUUUCCACAGUGAGAACCUUGAAAAAAGGUUUCACUUCUCAAUUUCGACUACAUAGGAAGAACUCCGGGGGAAAUUGCUUUGCAUCUUUCUUGGCCACUGUCUUCCUUGUCACUUCCACCCCCACACCUAGAAUCAACGUUCGAUAGCUGUUCUUUCUUUUUAUUUCCCUCCUUCACGAAAUAUUAUCAGACUGAAACCAAUGCCGGUCAAAGUCCACGCUCAGAGUAGCUUCCUCUAUUUUACUGAGGAAGUAACCGCAUCCAUCUCUUUCACACUUCAGUCCGAAGAAAGUAAGUAAAUAAAAAAAUAAUUUCUCCAUCCUCAGCUUGCCCCUCUGAAUUCCAAACCCUCAUUCCACAUGAUAUUCUCCAUCCAUGAGAGCAUGAACUUACUCAAAUGGGUGAUGCAGUCACUCUCCUUCUCUCCUUCCCUUCACACUCCAUCCUCGUCUUCGUCCUCGUCGUCCUCAUCUUUCGCAAGUUCUUUUAUGUGAGGGAGACGACGAUGUCCACUAUACUGACUGCCGCAGCUCAAGUCUUAUUUUCAACUUAAGGCCUGAGCAAUUUCUGUCAUGAAAAAGAUGGCAAGCUAUUGCUUCCAAACUAAAGAUCCACUGUAGGUCAUAAUCAUCGUAAAUCACAAGAGAUGGACCUGAUUCGGCUUGGCCGAGUAGUCACAGUCCUUUUGACCUACUGAUUUUACCCAAGUUGCAGUUUGAGCUGACGAUAUCACCAGUCAAAUCAGUUCAGAAAACAUAACUAAGCAAAGUUCAGAGAAAUCGUCCAGAUGAAGUUUAGCUGCCUCAGUUCUGAGGCUCCGAUCCCUUCUGUUCUCCAGUCUAGGCGAUGGCCCUGCUUCUGUCUAGAACACUGCAAACGACGUUCUUGAGGUCCUUAUUGGAGUUUCCUCAAAGUGAAUCGUGAAGGAGAUUGGCAAAGCUCGUUGAUUAGUCAGGGGUUGUAGAUAGGAAUGGUAAAAUGGGGAAUACUAGUCCAAGUCGUCCCACAAGUCAAGUUUACAAUUAACCAGCAGCUCAAGCUACUCGGCUUUGUUUCCACAGGCCUUGUUCUCCUUCUUUUCUUCUCAGCCUUUGUCUCACUGCGCCAAAGUCUUGGUCUUUCGGGACAUCAAGACGGAAGGUUCUCGUUAGUGCAUUCGGUCAAGUCAUUCGUUCAAAAAGCAGCAUUAUUCUGAUCCCCUGCAUCCUCUUUCCUUUAUAUGUAGUACCCUCCUUUUGC